Molecule: messenger RNA, 441 nt
Organism: Penicillium nucicola
Lineage: Eukaryota; Fungi; Ascomycota; Eurotiomycetes; Eurotiales; Aspergillaceae
Exons: 2
Coding region: 1-441 (146 amino acids)
Source: RefSeq, a predicted model, not a curated record
AUGAGACUUACCGUCGCAUCUAUUCUUCUUGCUGCCAGCUCGGUGUUUGUUGCUCCAGCCAACUCCAAGCGCGGUAAUUCUAUCUCGAUUAGCGAUUUCACGGCCUCGGCAACUACCUAUUCAUCUGCUACCAUGCAUUUUGUGGUCAUCGAUCCCAAUUACCCAGAGGACACCCCUACUGACUGCAACUUAAUCUGGAGCUACGGAUCCUCUCCGAAGCAAAGCGCCCGAUGCAACAAUAGCCAAUACUACAUUCGAUUCCCCGAUGGUGCUGUUGACUUCCAUAGUUUUACGUUGGAGCUUGAGCGGGUUGAUGGGUCAAUCGCGGAGAAGGGCCAAGCCUUGCUCAAGUCCGGGACUGAGUGGACUUGCGUUGAUAACCCCGAGGACAAGAUUCUGAUUCGUUGCAGUUAUACCGAUGUGCUCACUAUGAAUGUUUAG